Molecule: messenger RNA, 6413 nt
Organism: Lucilia cuprina (Australian sheep blowfly)
Lineage: Eukaryota; Metazoa; Arthropoda; Insecta; Diptera; Calliphoridae
Product: endoribonuclease dcr-1
Exons: 8
Coding region: 177-5309 (1710 amino acids)
Biological process (GO): pre-miRNA processing; apoptotic DNA fragmentation; siRNA processing
Cellular component (GO): nucleus; cytoplasm; RISC complex
Molecular function (GO): RNA binding; protein binding; ribonuclease III activity
Source: RefSeq, a predicted model, not a curated record
AUAGCCAGUAAUUAAAGUACACGUAGUACAUGCACAAAGUAUACCCUUUGGUGCAUGCCAGUACAAUUGAUACAAAGUAUUGAUAUUAAUAUCAUUUCAGCACAAAGAAUACUUUGUGAUUUAAGUUUGACUAGAAACAUCAAAUUUUCUUUCGCAGAUUGUGAAUAUAUUUUAUAAUGGAUGAAGAAGGUGAACAAAAGCAAUGUCUUAAAGCAAGACCAUAUCAAUUGGAAUUACUGGAAUAUGUGUGCAAAAGAAAUGGCAUUAUUUAUUUGCCAACUGGAGCUGGGAAAACUUUUAUUGCGGUUUUGGCAUUGAAACGCUUUUCGGCCCAACUAAGGGAAACUAUACAAAAUGGAGGUAAAAGAGCCAUUUUUAUGUGUAAUACGGUAGAGCUGGCACGCCAACAAUUUAAGGUCUUACAAAAGACCACCAAUUUGGAAAUUGGCCUCUACAUAGGCGAACGAGAUGUUGACAAUUGGACACGCCGACAAUGGGAAACGGAAAUUCAAAAGAAACAAGUUCUAGUUGGGACAGCUCAAAUAUUUCUCGACAUAGUCAAUCAAAAUCUUAUAAAAAUAACCGACUUAAGCAUUGUUAUUAUCGAUGAAUGCCAUCAUGCAACAGGUAAUCAUCCAAUGCAUGAAUUCCUUAGUGCUUUUCAGUAUUGUGAUCAAAGUAAAUUACCACGUGUUAUCGGUUUAACCGGUGUCAUUAUAAAGGGCAAUAAAUUGGGACAAGUUAUACAAGAGCUAAAUAAACUGGAGGCCACUUUUCGGGGUAAUAUUGUGACGAUACAAGAUUUGGAACAAAUGAAAAAUGUUAUGGUUUACUCAACAAAACCCAUCGAAUUAAUGGUAACAUUCUCAAGUCACAGUCACAGCUUUCAUGCAGUGGAAAAGGUUAAACAAAUCAUUGCAAACUGUGUUAAUGUUAUAAAAAAUUUCGAUAUUGGCAUAGUGCCACAAAAAAUGUCCAAAAGUCUUGCAUCAUUACGCGCACCAAAUAAAAAAAGUAAUAUUACAAAUUUACUAAAUGAUUUUAUUUAUCAAAUGGAAGAUUUCGGUUUAUAUACAGCAUCGAUAGCUAUCAUGUCACCGAUAAUCGAGUUUGAAGUUAAAAAACGUCAAGCUGAAACACUAGCCCUGCGAAAUUUAUAUCGUUUUGUUAUUCAAUGCUGUGAACGUGUUCGUCAUAUUAUUGUCAAUGAGCUGAAAAGUUUAUUGGACGACGAUGAGACCGAUUGGAAUACGCUUGAAAUAAUCGAAAAUUUCUCAACUCCCAAAUUGAAAUCUUUAUUCGGACAAUUGAAGGAGAAGUUUGCGGGAAAACAAGCUGAUGAUAUUGCUUGUUUGCUCUUUGUAGAACGGCGUUAUACCGCUAAAUGUGUGUAUUAUGUAAUAAAAAACUACAUAACUCAUAUUCCACAAUUAAAAAAUGCUUUACGUCCACAAUUUAUGGUUGGACGACAAAGUAUACUUUACAGCAUUGAGAGUAUAUUGGAUACUAAAUGGAACCAGAAGGCCAUAGAUGAAUUUCGCUGUAAACAAUGUAAUAUUAUUAUCUGCUCGAAUGUUCUGGAAGAAGGUAUUGAUGUACAAGCCUGCAAUUAUGUAUUCGCUUUCGAUCCUCUGAAAACCUUUAAUUCUUACAUACAAACUAAGGGUCGUGCCCGUUCUAGUAAUUCAUAUUAUACGGUUUUUAUUAAUGAAUCAGAAAAGAUGCAGACGUUACAGAAAAUCAAAACGUAUCGUGAAACACACGAACUAAUUAAACAGUUUUUAAGUUCUCGAACUUUGGAUCGUGAUGACCCGAACGAAGAGGAAAUCGCCAAACAGUUUGUUGAGCUUAUACCACCAUUUAUAAUACCGAGUGGUGCACGUUUGAUUGCAUCAUCAGCUUUGGCGCUCUUACAUCGUUAUUGUCAGACUUUACCGUGGGAUAGUUUUGGUUCUUCACAGCCUUGGUAUAAUAAGUUGCCACCAAAUAAUGAUGGUAAAAUAGCGGUUACUGUUUGUUUACCGCUCCAGUCUACUGUUAGAGAAGUAAUUGUGAGUGAUUAUUUCCCCACAACUAAAGAAGCUAAAAUAUCUGCUGCCUUUAAAGCAUGUGUGAAACUUUACGAAAAUGGUGAACUUAAUCAUUUACUUUUACCUUUUUCAAAAACUGAGUGCAUUGCCAAAGUUUCAGAUAAUCUUUUUGAACAUUGGAAGAAAUACAAUGAUGAUAUUACUCAACUUAAACAAGCAGCGGGAAAACAACUGAAACGUACUUAUGAGCGACAAUGUCCCGAUGAACUAAAAUCUUCCUUACCACGACUAGGACAAAAAGCCUACGCUUAUGCCAUGGAAUUUUCAACAGAUUUCGAAACGAAUACCUAUAAUGAGCACAUAGUCAAGUAUUUGGGGACAAAAACUACCUACGCCUUACUUCUUAAUAAGAAACUACCAAAAUUGGCUAAAAUGCCUUUAUUCAUGUCACAGGGUAAAUUACAUGUUAAAAUCUCUGAACAGCCCAUCGAAUGUGUUAUACAGACUGAGGAACAACUCAAACAAUUGCAACAAUUUCAUACAAUGCUAUUUCGAGAUCUUUUACGUUUAUGGAAAGAAUUUCUUGUUGUCGAUCGUAGAGAUGAAGAAAAUUCUUAUCUCAUUAUACCACUAGAUGAAAUAUCUACCAUUGAUUGGCAGUUAAUAAAGAAAUUUCAACAUUUAAAUCCAUGUCGCAAGUAUACUCACGCUGAACGACAGAAUGCACAAUACCGGCCACAAGAUUAUCUAAAUAAGGUGGUAACCAAAUGGUACACCGAUCUUCAGUAUGAAGAUUUUGUUGUCACCAAAGUGCGUGAAGAUUUAACGCCAUUGAGUCAGUUCGAUAAUAAGCAAUACGGCACCUAUGCCGAUUUCUAUUCUUCACGCUACAGUAUGGACAUUACUAAUAAGAAACAAUUUUUAUUGGAAGUCAAGAGUUUAACACAACGUCGUAACUUCUUUAAUAAUGCCAGCAAUAAGAGUAAUGAAAAGCGAAAGGAACUGAAUAAAAUCAUUUUAAUACCAGAACUUUGUCACAACUAUAAAUAUCCAGCCGAUUUAUGGUUGAAAGCAUUGUUUUUGCCUACAAUUCUACAUCGUGUCUAUUAUAUGUUGCAUGCUGAAGCGUUACGCAAACGCAUUAAUAAAUAUUUGAAUUUGGAUAAAUACUUUAAUAAUUAUUCACCACAGCCUUUAAAAAUCGAUGAGUCCUUGAAGAGAGUACUAGACGAUGAUGGAAAUCUUGUUAAAGAAAAAGAGCAUCCUAAAAAGGUACUAGUUUCUUUGCCAACUAAAAAACAAACAACAGCAAACUAUAAAGUAUGUCCUCUAAAUACUGAAGAAACUGCAUGGAAAGAUUAUUUAGAACCGGUAGAUUUCUCACGUAAACUCGAUAUGGCAUAUCCGAUUGAAAUCGAUUACUAUUAUAAAUUCAUUAUGAGCUUAAUACCAGAAGUUGAAAAUUUAAGAUUAAAUGAAGAAAUGGAAUAUUCAAAAUCUCAAUUUGAUAUGCCAAUCAUGACUCCAGAAGUGAGUACGUCAGAAAGAGCAUUUAAUGAUAAUAUAAAGCAACUUGCCAUUAAGGAUGCUAGUACGGCAGAAAAAAUCGAAAUAGAAAUGUUGAAAAGAAAUUUUGAACCAGAUCAUAGUUUAAAAUCAGCCGAACAGUAUGAAUUCUUGGCGGCUAUAACAGCAGCACGUGUAAAUGAUGUCUUUGAUAUGGAACGUUAUGAACUACUAGGUGAUGCUUUCUUAAAAUUCUCAACCUCAUUAUAUUUGGCCAAUAAGUAUACUAAUUGGCAUGAAGGUUUCUUAACAAUCGUUAAGGGUCGCAUGGUAUCAAAUCGUAAUUUGCUGUAUUGCAUGAACGACUCCAAUAUUUGUCAAAUGAUUUGCUCCACUCUAUUUAAUCCCAAUGCUAGCUGGGUUCCGCCUUUAGCUAGUCUGCCGUCGAAUCUCUUAGAACUGUUAAAGAAAAAAUUACCAGCUGCUUCCACCUUAAGUCCCAGCGAUUUUUAUAGUCUCCAAUUAACCGAAGAGGAAAUUUUGUCAGGAAAGUGUUCUGCUGAAAAGUUGGAACGUUUUGAUCAGGCCUGCAUUAAAAACCAAGAACUGGUGGCAGGCAAUGUGGAAAUAGAUCUCGAAAACGAUAUGAAUAUCUUCAUAAAUAGGGAUGUUAUAAGAGACAAAAUCGUUGCCGAUACCUUGGAAGCUCUGUUAGGUGUAUGUGUUAAGAAUUAUGGUAUACAUCGUAGCUUCCGUAUGCUAGAAUUUUUUGGCAUUUGCAAAGGUGAAAGUCAAAGUUCUUUGGUAAAUCUAUUAGAUUUAAAAUUAUGUGGCAGUCAAUUACGGGCAAAUAUUUCGAAAAAAGAAAUCGACGGCUUCCUGGGUGAAUACAAAUAUUUGGAAAGAAAUCUUGGCUAUACAUUCCGUGAUCGUGCUUAUUUGUUGCAGGCUUUAACACAUCCCUCUUAUCCCACAAAUCGUUUAACCGGUUGUUAUCAAGAACUGGAGUUUAUUGGUGAUGCCAUAAUCGAUAUGUUGAUAACAUGUUAUAUAUUCGAACGCCACCAGAAUAUGAAUCCCGGUAAAAUGACUGAUUUGCGUAUGGCUUUAGUUAACAAUAUCACUUUAGGCUGUAUAUGUGUGCGCCAUAAGUUUCAUUUAUUUUUACUUUCCGAAAAUUCAGCCUUAUUCGAAGCCAUCAAAACUUUUGCCGACUUUCAGGAAAGCCAAAAUUACCGUGUCACCGAUCAAGUACGCAUAUUGAUGGAAGAAAAUAAUGAUUCCAUUAAUCCUUUCAAUGAUAUUUUAAACGAUUCUAAUAACGAGGAAGACAAUAGUGAGAAUGAUGAUGAGGACAUGGAAAGGACAGAGCACAGUGAAUGGCCACAUGAAAAGAAAGCCUAUAAUUUAGCAAAAAAUGUUGAUGUUCCCAAGGCUCUGGGUGAUAUUGUUGAAGCUCUAAUAGCGGCUGUAUAUUUGGAUUGUCGUAAUUUAGAUAUUACUUGGCAAGUUAUCUACAAUUUGAUGAAGUUUGAACUUGAAGAGUUCUCACGCAAUGUUCCCAUAGAUCCGGUGCGUCAAUUGGAAGAAAAUAAACAAGCCAAACCGAAAUACAAACCACCUGUUAUAGACAAUAAUGAUGUGAUGGUCGAAUGUGUCUUUAAUUGUUUGGAUAAAUUACUUACAACGCAUGGUUUUGGUUGUAAUGCGAAACAAGCUAAAAAAGCAGCCGCCAAACAAGCUUUACAAAUACUAGCUAAACAUUCUAAUUAAUGCAGUUUUAAGAUUUUUUUAUUUAUAUUUUAAUAAACGUUUCCCUAUGCAAAAGAGUUAUUAGUUAUGUUUGAGAAACCAAGUCAAAAUUUCCUCCAACUUCAAGUAUUUAUGGGCAGUUUUUUAACUUGGAUUUCUUUAUUACUUAUGUUUGAGAAAACGCACUUAAGUGGGAUUAGUUGGGCAAAAUUUUCUCCAAUUAUAAACACUAAUGUGCCUCAAACUUUAAACAUGUAUAUCCUGGGGCACAGUGACAAGUUGGUUGUUCUUAUUGUAACUGUUAGACUGUGGCCGAUAGUUAUUUCCUAGGAAUAGAGCUGUCGCUAGAUUGACAAUCUUUGAACGAGUAUAACUCGGAUCGUUCCGCAACGAAUAUCCAAUUGUCGUAGGAACGUUGACUAGUUGGUCAUUUGGUUUACCACCCCAAUUAGUAGAACAUUUUCUACUACAAACAAAAGCAGUAAGCAAUCAUUUAAAAAGUAGUACAUUCUAAAGGUAUUUCCCUUUCACUACUUUGUAAUUGACUUCGUAUGGAUGUCAUGAGUUCGAUUCUCACCAAAGAAUCUGGCAAAUGAACGUUCUACAGAACUAACUAACUAACUCAACUUUUUAUUUCCUUUUUUUUUCAAUUUUAAAAGUUUUGCUAGCCUAUAAAGUAUAUAUAAUCUGUUUAAAUCUACAUGAUGGAUUAUUCUUUAAGAAAAAAGUUUUAAAAUUUUCCUAUUUGUUAUUUUCAAAAUUUAUUCAUAAAUAUUAGAGAUGUAAACAAAAUUUUGUUGAACAUCUAUAUCUAUAUGUAUAUCGAAAGAAAGACAUUUCGAAUAUGUUUCAUUUGAUAUACAAUAUUUCAAGGAAUGUGUGUGCAUGAGAUACAUACAAUCUUUUAAACUUUAAGAUUUAACUCAUAUUUUAACUAAAACUAUAAAAAAUCUAGAAAUAAAUUAAAAUAUAAAAAUAAUAUUGUUAUUAAAAAUAUACUUUGGUGAAGGGUUUAUAUAGAUAAAAUAAGGCAAAGCCGUAUACAUAUAUUAUUCUUACUUGUUAGCAUUAAUUAAAUUGUGUAAAACGCAAAUACAAUAUUACUAUUUUUAUUAAAAACUUUAA